Mesoplodon densirostris (Blainville's beaked whale) is the source of this 4357-nucleotide messenger RNA. RefSeq names its product small nuclear RNA activating complex polypeptide 4 (gene SNAPC4). The transcript is spliced from 23 exons. Bases 90 to 4262 code for a protein of 1390 amino acids. Lineage: Eukaryota; Metazoa; Chordata; Mammalia; Artiodactyla; Ziphiidae. The record is from RefSeq and is a predicted model, not a curated record.
UCCGGUCUGCGGCUCAGUCGGAGCGCCGCUGCUAGAAGCGUUGGGUACGGAGGCCGGGCGCCGGCUCUGCGCGCAGGUGGGCAGACGUCAUGGAUAUAGAUGCUGAAAGAGUCAGAAUAUCGAAGGAGAUCAGGGAGUUGGAAAGGAUUCUGGAUCCCAGCUCUUCGAGUAUCAACGUGGACAUCUCAGAGUCAAGUCUCGACUCGGAUUCUGAUGCAGAUUCGCUGCCCGACGAGGACUCGGACGCUGCUGGUCCACUGCUCUUGGAAGGAGAAAGGUGGGGGGAGGCCAGCAAUGAUGAGGACGACCCCAGGGAGAAGGCACUCCCUGAAGACCCAGAGACCUGCCUGCAGCUGAACAUGGUCUACCAGGAGGUCAUCCGGGAGAAGCUGGCGGAGGUCAGCCUGCUGCUGGCCCAGAACCGGGAGCAGCAGGAGGAAGUCAUGUGUGGACUGGUGGGGUGCAAGGGCCCCAAGGUGAAGGACAGCAGGAACCUGCCCUCGGGUCUGUACGUGGGGCACUUCAUGAAGCCCUACUUCAAGGACAAGGUCACCGGAGUGGGGCCUCCUGCCAACGAAGACACGCGGGAGAGGGCCGCCCAGGGCAUCAAGGCUUUCGAAGAGCUCCUGGUGACCAAGUGGAAGACCUGGGAAAAGGUCCAGCUCAGAAAGGCAGUGGUGAGCGACCGCCUGCAGCGUCUGCUCCAGCCCAAGUUACUCAAGCUCGAGUAUUUGCAGCAGAAACAUAGCAGCAGCGCAAGCGAGGCGGAGAGGCAGAUCCUGGAGAAGCAGAUCAGGGAGGCUGAGAAGGAGGUGCAGGACAUCAAUCAGCUGCCCGAGGAGGCCCUGCUGGGGGACAGGCUGGACGACCAUGACUGGGAGAAGAUCUCCAACAUCAAUUUCGAGGGCAACCGCGGCGCACAGGAGAUCCGCAGGUUCUGGCAGAACUGCGAGCACCCGAGCAUCAACAAGCAGGAGUGGAGCGCGCAGGAGGUCGCCCAGCUGAAGACCAUCGCGGCCGCACACGGCUACCUGGACUGGCAGAAGGUCGCCGCGGAGCUGGGGACCUGCCGCAGCGCCUUCCAGUGCCUGCAGAAGUACCAGCAGCACAGCCCGGCCCUGAAGCGCAGGGAGUGGACGGAGGAGGAGGACCGCGUGCUCACCCGGCUUGUGCAGGAGAUGCGCGUCGGCAGCCACAUCCCCUACCGGAAGAUCGUGUACUACAUGGAGGGCAGGGACUCCAUGCAGCUCAUCUACCGGUGGACCAAGAGCCUAGACCCCAGCCUGAAGAAGGGCCUCUGGGCCCCAGAGGAAGACGCGAAGUUGCUUCGGGCAGUCGCCAAGUACGGGGAGCAGGGUUGGUUUAAAAUCCGGGAAGAGGUGCCAGGUAGGAGCGACGCCCAGUGCCGAGACCGGUAUCUCAGGAGGUUACAUUUUAGCUUGAAAAAGGGACGAUGGAAUUCCAAAGAAGAGGAAAAGCUAAUUGAAUUAAUAGAAAAAUAUGGUGUCGGUCACUGGGCAAAAAUAGCCUCUGAACUACCCCAUCGAACAGGUUCCCAGUGCCUAAGCAAGUGGAAAAUCAUGGUCAGGAAGCAGCAGCGGCGCAGGCGGGGGCGGCGGCCGCCUCGCAGGGUGCAGUGGAGCUCCAGCAGCGGGGACAGCGGCACCACCAGCGGGGACAGCAGCACCGGCAGCGGGGACAGCGAGGACUCGGAGCCAGAGGCAGCCCUGGGGGCCCUGACAGGUGGCCGGGCGCUGCUGCCAGCACAGUAUGUGGUGCCUGACGUGGACCUGUGGGUUCCCGCCCGGCAGAGUGCCAGGGAGCUAUGGGGAGGGGGGGCCGGGAGCUGGCCAGGACCCUGUGAUGCCUGCCCCCGCCCUCCCGAGGGCUCUGACACGGCCCGGGGUGGCCGCUGGGAAGCUUGCACCAUGGCCUCAGCCCCAGCAGAGCCGGCAGGCCAGGCGCGGGCCCCCUCCGGGACCCAGAGCACCAGCCUGAGAGGCGUCAGAUGCCCGUGCUCGACGGAUGCUCGCCCCUUGAGCUCCAUGGGGCCGGCGCGCCAGAAGGAGCUGAGGCAGCCACACGCGCGCAGCACCGCCCCGGGACCCACCCCUGGUAGUGGCGGUGGCAGUGGUGGGGCCAGGCCCUGCAUGCGGCCGCUGUGGCACGGGACCAGGCAGCGGCGCCAGGGACACGCCCUGCGGAGGAGGCUCCUUCAGCACCAGCUUCUGACGGCCGUGAGCCCGUGGGUGGGCGAGGUCAUCCUGCCGCGCACUCCCCGGAGGCCCGCCGUGGCGCACAGUCGAGCGGACGGCAUCAGGAGGCGGCUGCAGGGCGCCCACCUGACCAGCACCCCGGUGUUCACCCUCUUCAUUCAGCUGUUCCAGAUCGACACAGCUGGCUGCAUGGAGGUCGUUCGGGAGAGGAAGGCCCAGCCGCCCACCCUGCUCCAGGCUGGUGCCCGGGGCUCGCCACUCCUGCAGGUACCCUCAAGUGCCCAGAACACCCCAGGCUGCCUCCUCCAGAGCGUGCCGGCCCAAGGAGCUGCGAAGGAGAGCACCCGCCACACAGGGAGCGGAGGGCCGCAGGCCUGCCACGCGGAGUCCACGCCACGGGCACCCCCGCAGGCUCCGUGCGGACCCCGGCCCAAGCCCAAAACUGUGUCUGAGCUGCUUCGGGAGAAGCGGCUGCGGGAGGCCCGAGCCAGGAAGGCUGCCCAGGGCCCUGCGGUCCUCCCGCCCCAGGUGCUGAUCUCCUCGCCUGUGUUCUUCCAGCCGCUGGCCCCCCAAGGCCCCCCAGUCUCCAGUACCAUGCUGUCUGGGCCUGGGGGCCCUGUAGCGGCCGGUUCAAGUGCGUUAGGCUCUUGGGCCUCAGCCAUGGAGGAGAGACCCCUGACGCUGCAAGCCUUUGCCCUCGCUCCGGCCUCCACAGGAGCCUUGAAGGCCCCGGCUGCCCCUGCUGCCUCCAGGGCCCCAGGUCUGGGCCCCGGCCAGGUCCCUGUGAGCUGCCGGCCAAGCAGUCUCGGACAGUCUCAGGCCCCUGCCACGUCCCGGAAGCAGGGCGUGCCCGAAGCACCACCCUUUCUCACUGCAGCCCCUAGCCCUGUUCAGCUGCCUGUCCAGCCCCUCAGCCUGACACCAGCUCUGGGCACACACACGGCAGCCAGCACCCCUCUGCCUGUUACCUGGGUGCUCACAGCCCAGGGGCUGCUCUCAGUGCCCGUGCAGGCGAUGGUGGGCCUUCCGAGGCCCACAGGGACUCCUGACCCCCAAGGGCUAUCGGUGACUCUGCUGCCCUCCCCAACUGCGACUCAGGCAGACCAGGGCCCCAGGCUCCCUGGGCAGGGCCACACCGGGCAGCCCCCAACCAACACGGACACAGAACCAGACCCCGCCUCCAGGACAGAGCUCUUGACCCUUCCGACGCACCCCACAUCCCAGAGCUCUGCGGAGAUGGACGUGGCCCAUGGCCCUGGGGGACUCACCCCUGGAGAGGCCCAAGUGGCUGGGGGGACAUCUGUACCCAGGACCUCCUCCCAGGCUACACCCCUGGCUGACGACUCUGAAGCGGAGCCCCCAGGGACCACCUCAGGGCCAGGGGAGCCCAGGAGGCCUUUGGGCCUGGAGGGGCCACCCCCGCCCUGGCCCAGGCCUGAGAAGAGGGCCCUGGACUUGGGCCUCCUCUCCCAGGAGGGUGAGGCAGCUGUGCGGGAGUGGCUGAGGGGGCAGCGAGGGGCGCGUGUGCCCCCCCUGGGCAGCAGGCUGUCCUACCAGCCCCCCACGCUGUGCAGCCUGCGGGCGCUGUCUGGCCUCCUGCUCCACAAGAAGGCCCUGGAGCGCAGAGCCGCCUCCCUGGGGCCCGGCGGGGCAGCCGGAGCCCUGCAGGCCUCGCUGGGGCGGGUGCGCGCGCAGCUCCGGCACAGCCCGGCCUACCUGCUGCUGCGGGUGCGCUUCCUGGCGGCCUUCGCCCUCCCAGCGCUCCUGGCCACCCUCUCCCCCCGCGGCGUCCCCACCACCCUGUCGGUGGCCAUGAGGUCCAGCCCCGAGAGCGACAGUGACGACAGCACCCCGGGGGAGCCGGAGCUUGUGGACAGGCGGCCGGGGGGCUCGGCCGGCGGUCCGCAGGCGGCCGCCACGCCUGCUCAGGGAACGCCACACCCCGGACAGGCCUCCGUCCCCUCCUGCCCGGACGGUCCUGAUGACCUUGAUGUGCUCCAGACACGGCAUGCCCGGCAUACCCGGAAGCGGAGGAGGCUGGAGUGAGCAGCAGGGACUUCCCAGGGCCGGACAGCCACUGCCGCUGCCGACAGGAGGUGGGGCUUGUGCUGGACCCAGGCGAGCCUGCCCACCCUGGGAGG